AUGCCUAUCUUCCAGGCCGAUUUAUAUAGUCACGAACCUGAAUCCGAACCGGAAUUUAUUGAACCGACACCAAUUAAUGCACCUUCCUCUGGGCUGAGACGUCUCUCAGAGGAAAGCAUCCGUACUGAGCUGUGUGAAGGACCUAUCCCGGACAGUCCACCACGAUCCAAAACCCCCGAAAGAGUCGAAGGCGUCGAGGAUGCGAUAUCGGAUCGAGCUUCUUUGAUCGAGAGACUCAAGAGAGCGCAAUCUCCCCCGAUAUGGAUUCCAAACCGCCACUUUGAGUCUGUAGUACAACAUCAUCCAAAUUUGGAUAUCGAGACAAAGGUCCCCCAAACGCCUAUCGAAGCUUCAACCUUGCUUGCGCCUGCUCAGAUAACACCCGAGAAAACCGAUUCGCAUUCCGAUUUCGAUAACAGAUUGCGCGAUGGCCUCAGUAUUGAACGACCGAGAUCAGCACUCCACAGUGGUAACUUCACUGAAGAAGAAGCAGUAGCCAAGGACCGUACCACACCAGCCGGUAGGCCGCAUAAUGGUCGAUAUCCUGCUCCGGCAGAAACUCCAUGGAUUGCGACUUCACCCCCUAGACAUUACACGCCAUUCCAGCACGACAAAGGAGUGCCAUUUUCAGCAAGUGCCGAGAGUUUUCAAUCGACCAACUCACCUCUGUCUUCAUCUUUGUCGUCGAGUUUUGUAUAUAAACCGCCUACUAGCCCUCUAGUACAAGCUCAGAGCUCUGAGGAGCACGAUAUGUUGCCAACGGACCCAUUCAGUUUUACCGGAUAUAUUGGAACGAGUCGCUAUAGGGCACAUUCAACAGCUUCAUCACCCUGGAUGUCUCCCUCUCCGAGAUACUCAUUACCACAACGUGUGUCUUCGUAUCGAAGAGAGGCGUUUCCAUACCAGGCGCACCAACCCCGAAGAUCAUUAACUUCAACUCCAAGUUUCAUGCAACCUGGUGCUUCACCACCGACACCAGCAUUUCUUCGGCCGCGCAGGUCUUCCGUAGCGGCAGAGGCUUCACCACUUCAGCAUGCAUCUAUGGUUGGCUCCUACGAAGAAAGUAUUCUUCGAGGUCGCAUGUCGACAACCCCUUCCAAACCACUGGACUUUGUCGCACAGAUCGGCGUCCUAGGAAAGGGCAAAUGCAAGUCCAGUCUGAAGUGCCCACCUCAUGUCAGUCUCUCAUUCCCAGCUGUGUACUAUAGCUACAGCAGCACGUCACAUGGGCGGUCCAACACAGAUGAUGGGCCGAGCCCGUAUGUCGGUCAAAUCGACCUUGAAAAUGGACUGCCCAAUCCAGACGACGAACAUCGAGCAAAGAAGAAGGCACAGAGUCGACAUGCAGAAAGGAAACCAGCCGAGGAUUUGAUGGACGUUGGCCUUGAGAACCAGAGUUCUGAGCAUAUCACACGUCGAAAUUCUCGGGCCAUUCGCCGGUCCGGCUCUGUGGCAGCAAAAGCCCCUCCAGGCGGAAGUUAUCGAAUUCCGGAAAAGGGGCAAAUUCAGAUCAUCGUCAAGAACCCAAAUAAGACUGCUGUCAAACUCUUCCUUGUCCCAUAUGAUCUUACAGGCAUGGAACCAGGAACGAAGACAUUUGUGCGUCAGCGCAGCUAUUCAGCUGGGCCCAUCAUCGACAAUGCCCCUGCCACAGCUGGGGCGAACACUGAUGACCGCCCUAUCCUGAGGUACCUCGCUCAUCUGCACAUCUGUUGCCCUGCUAAGGGUCGGUACUAUCUAUACAAGAGCAUCCGGAUCGUCUUUGCGAAUCGUGUCCCUGAUGGGAAGGAGAAGCUCAGGAACGAAACAACAUGGCCAGAGCCUCGCUAUACUCCUUAUAAACCAAUUCGGGUCAUGCAUCCACCUUUACCUGCGCAGUCUGGCCCUGCUGCUAUGCUGGCUACGGAGAAGGCUCUUCGCAGGCGGAGUGUUGGCUUCUUUUCGGGCCCUUCCCGGACUUUCGAUGGUAUGGAAAACAUGUUCCCUGCCAACGAUUCUCCAUCUGGAGGCUCUGCUGGCGGCAACACCUUACCAGUCGAUCCUAUUCCCUUCUAUCUUCCGGCCCACGCUCGAACGGACAGCGAUAUCAGCGACAGCACAAGCACUACGGCUGUCCUUGGUAACGAUGUCCGGUCUCCUCGGUCGACUCAAGUCAGUCGCCCUUCGACCAAAGAUUCGAAUACCGGUCAAUCACCAGAACCCGCACUUUAUGAGAAGCUCAACAAAGGAGAACCGGGAUACGGCGGUAAUGCCUUUGCUCUCAAUAGAUCGGGUUCACUCGGUGGUGCUGAGGGCUUGCUCUCACAGCGCCUGCGUUCACUUGGGGUUAAGCAACCCUCUCCCCCGGAAACACCUCGUGGGGAUGAUAUGUCUCCCUAG
Messenger RNA from Fusarium coffeatum, 2379 nucleotides. RefSeq lists its product as uncharacterized. The coding region runs from base 1 to 2379 and encodes 792 amino acids. The transcript is spliced from 2 exons. Lineage: Eukaryota; Fungi; Ascomycota; Sordariomycetes; Hypocreales; Nectriaceae. The record is from RefSeq and is a predicted model, not a curated record.